GUAACAUGGCGGCGGGAGCUUCCCGCGCGUCUCGAGGAGGCUGCGGGGCCCACACCCGGAAGACGAGUCUCCUUUCUGGCUAGCGCGGCGGCCGCUGCGGACCCGGAAGUCCGGGCCGGUUGCUGAAUGAAGGGAGCCGGGCCCUCCCCGCGGCAAUCCCCCCGCGCCCUCCGCCCCGACCCGGGCCCCGCCAUGUCCUUCUUCCGGCGGAAAGUGAAAAGCAAAGAGCAGGAGAAGACCCCAGAUGUCAAGUCAGUCAAAGCUUCAAUAUCCGUACAUUCCCCACAAAAAAGCACUAAAAAUCAUGCCUUGCUGGAGGCUGCGGGACCAAGUCAUGUUGCAAUCAAUGCCAUUUCUGCCAACAUGGACUCCUUUUCAAGUAGCAGGACCGCAACACUUAAGAAACAGCCCAGCCACAUGGAGGCCGCUCACUUUGGGGACCUGGGCAGAUCUUGUCUGGACUACCAGACUCAGGAGGCCAAAUCAAGUCUUUCAAAGACCCUUGAGCAAGUCUUGCAUGACACCGUGGUCCUCCCUUACUUCAUUCAGUUCAUGGAACUUCGGAGAAUGGAGCAUUUGGUUAAGUUUUGGUUGGAGGCUGAAAGUUUUCACUCCACAACUUGGUCCCGAAUAAGGGCACACAGUCUGAACACGGUGAAGCAGAGCUCAUUGGCUGAACCUGUCUCUCCAUCUAAAAAGCCCGAAACCACAGCAGCUUUUGUAACUGAGUCUCUUAACAGGAGGUUGGAGGAUUCUGGCUCAGCCCAGCUGGAAGGAAUUGACUUAAAUAAUAGAACUAGCAACUCCCAGAACCACUUGCUUUCCCAGGAGAGUGAUAGUGCCCAUUUGCUCCACCUGGAGACAGCCAGGACAGGAACUCAUCGGGGCUCCCUGGAAACCCAGGAGUCCUCCAGGCUCACGGUAGCCAGUAGAAGUAGUCCAUCUUCUCCACUGAAGGAAUUAUCAGGAAAAUUAAUGAAAAGUAUAGAGCAAGAUGCAGUGAAUACUUUUACCAAAUACAUAUCUCCAGAUGCUGCUAAACCGAUACCAAUUACAGAAGCAAUGAGAAAUGACAUCAUAGCAAAGAUUUGUGGAGAAGACGGGCAGGUGGAUCCCAACUGUUUCGUUUCUGCACAGUCCAUAGUCUUCAGUGCAAUGGAGCACGAGCACUUUAGUGAGUUUCUACGAAGUCACCAUUUCUGUAAAUACCAGAUUGAAGUGCUGACCAGUGGAACUGUUUACCUGGCUGACAUUCUCUUCUGUGAGUCAGCCCUCUUUUAUUUCUCAGAGUACAUGGAGAAAGAGGAUGCAGUGAAUAUCCUACAGUUCUGGUUGGCAGCAGACAACUUCCAGUCUCAGCUCGCUGCCAAAAAAGGGCAGUACGACGGACAGGAGGCGCAAAAUGACGCCAUGAUCUUAUAUGACAAGUACUUCUCCCUCCAGGCCACACACCCUCUUGGAUUUGACGAUGUUGUGCGACUGGAAAUUGAAUCCAACAUCUGCCGGGAAGGUGGGCCACUCCCUAACUGUUUCACAACUCCAUUACGUCAGGCCUGGACAACCAUGGAGAAGGUCUUUUUGCCUGGCUUUUUGUCCAGCAAUCUGUAUUAUAAAUACUUGAACGAUCUCAUCCACUCAGUUCGAGGAGACGAGUUCCUGGCGGGGAGUGUCUCGCUGACGGCUCCAGGCUCUAUGGGUCCUCCUGACGACUCCCACCCUGGGGCUGCCGACAGCUCCACCUCUCAGUCCAGUGUGAAAAAAGCCAGUGUUAAGAUUCUGAAAAAUUUUGAUGAAGCGAUAAUUGUGGACGCUGCAAGUCUGGAUCCAGAAUCUUUGUAUCAGCGGACAUAUGCAGGGAAGAUGACAUUUGGAAGAGUUAGUGACUUGGGUCAGUUCAUCCGAGAAUCUGAGCCUGAACCUGACGUAAAGAAAUCAAAAGGAUCCAUGUUCUCUCAAGCUAUGAAGAAAUGGGUGCAAGGAAAUACUGAUGAGGCCCAGGAGGAGCUAGCUUGGAAGAUUGCUAAGAUGAUAGUCAGUGAUGUGAUGCAGCAGGCCCAGUGUGAUCAGCCGUUAGAGAAGUCCACAAAGAUAUGACUCAGACCUGAGAUCAAGGAAAUCUGCUUUUGGAAAAUAAGAAAACUUUUUUCCUUUGGUUGGAUUCCUCACCACAGCCAAUGAAAACAGCACUGUAUUUCUUCUCACUGUCGUUCCCAGGAAAGAAGGGUAGACAAUCCCAGACUUCCACCAUGGAGAGCGGCUCGUAGAUGCCCUGCUACCCAGAUGAUCGCACAGUGACAGUCAGAGAGACCAAAGGGCACUGUUUACACUACUAGAGAUUAAUCGUUUUCCAAUGGCAAUAACCCAUCCACAGAGGAAUUUAGCCCACAGGGAUCUGCAGGGCCAGGUGCCAUGGGAGGCGGGUGGGCAUGGAGCUGGUGUUUGAUGCACCGCUGUGGCGGUCUCCCACCCCAGCAGCAUCAUGAGGCAGGUGCCUGGGGUGCUUUGCUCCAUCUCCUACACAAACAGGUGAGUCGGCCUGGCCCCAGCCAGGCAGCACAGUGCCGGCAGAUGGCUUUCCUUCCCGGGAAUAGGGCCUGCACAGAGCUGUUCAUCUGGAAGGAAGCUGAGAGGUCAUGGGUCAAGUUGUGGUGAACAUUGUCCUUCCCUUUGGUGGCAGUUUGCCGUUUUCACAUUUUAAUUGCUCCUGGGAUGCAAUACACGUAAAUCAGCUCCUCUGCUGGAGGGGCCACCCUCUGCACUGUGAGCAUCAGGCCCUGCUCCUCCAACUUCUGUGCUCUGGAGACGUCCCUCCCCUCACAGCACACAAGGAAAGGAAUUUGCAACAACCGUCACUCCAGUUUUCCCCUGUGGUUCCUUGAACAAAUGUUUGUUCCCAGUUGUACACUUUUUUAAAGCAAGUGGCGGGCAGGGGUGUGGGCAGGCAAGGGUGGGGGAGAAAGGCCCUCAUCUCUGACCCCCGCCGCCCAUCUUUGCUGCGCUGGCAGUGUUCAGCUCAUGGCCUUUCUCCUUCGUCCAUGGUCAUGAGAGGCCCCUCGCUGCAGUUCCACUCCAUUGGCCUCGGUCUGGGCCACACUGCCCUCGGUGGAGCCACCCUGGUGGUAAGCACACUCCAUGGCGGGCGCUGCCAGCACGGCCUCGCCACCCAGACUGUUGGGGGAAGAACAUUCUCUUAGGUGUUACUGCUUUUGCUCAGACUUUGCAAAAAAAAAACAAAACAUAUAUAUAUA
This is a messenger RNA of Budorcas taxicolor (takin), 3248 nucleotides long. RefSeq names its product A-kinase anchoring protein 10 (gene AKAP10). The record is from RefSeq and is a predicted model, not a curated record. Gene Ontology annotation, biological process: intracellular protein localization. The transcript has 15 exons. Gene Ontology annotation, cellular component: plasma membrane. The coding region runs from base 127 to 2094 and encodes 655 amino acids. Lineage: Eukaryota; Metazoa; Chordata; Mammalia; Artiodactyla; Bovidae. Gene Ontology annotation, molecular function: protein kinase A binding.